AGUGGGAGUGGGUUGGAACUUAGAUGUACAUACAUAGAUACAUACAGAUAGUGUCAAUAUAUAAAGCGAGGAAGGAGAGUUGGAUUUGUCAAAAAAAAAAAAGGGCUACUGUUUAGGAACUUGAACCAAUAAGAAGCUGCUCAGCUUGGCCAUGGUUUUCCUCACAUAACCACUUCUUUAUUUAUUACUUCUGAAAGCUCUACUCUCAUUGGCUUCUAGGAUCUGCUCCUCCAACUCCACCACCAUCUUACUUAAUUUCCCAACUCCACCACCACUUCCUCUCACUCCUCCUCCUCCUCAACUGCUCUUGAUUUCAUCAUCUUUGCAAAUGAAGUUCUUCAGUUGGGUGCAAAAUAAAAUCAAUGGGGGGCAAGGGAAUAGAAAAACGAAUUCAGUUUCUGCUACUAAUCAUAGAAAGCAAGAACCACCAAAAGAAGAGUUCAGCGACUGGCCACAGGGCCUCCUAGCAAUCGGAACAUUCGGAAAUCAAAACCCUCCCAAACAAAACCCAGAAACCAGUCAUCAAAAUCAACAAAUCCCAUCUUCCCCAGAAAACGAUUUAUCAGAUUUCACUCCCGAAGAAGUCGGACAACUCCAAAAGGAACUAACCAAGCUUUUGCGAAGAAAACCCAAAAUCGAAGUAGAAAACAAUUCAGAUCUCCCUUUAGACAGAUUUCUCAACUGUCCUUCCAGUUUGGAAGUCGAUCGUCGAAUUUCUACAACAAUUUGUGCCAAUACGGACGGUAGAGAUCAGGAUCGGGAUCAUAAUGAUGAUGAUAUAGACCGGACAAUUAGAGUUAUAAUUGAUAGGUGCAAAGAUGUUUGUAUGGAAAGAAAUAAAAAGGCGAUUGGGAAGAAAUCGAUUUCUUUUCUUCUUAAGAAGAUGUUUGUUUGCAGAAGUGGGUUUGCUCCCGCUCCCAGCUCGAGAGAUACCCUUCAAGAGUCCAGAAUGGAGAAGCUUUUGAGGACAAUGCUUACAAAGAAGAUGUACCCUCAAAAUACAUCUCGAGCAUCUUCAAUGAAGAAAUAUUUGCAGGAUGGACAGUCUUCAAAGACUAAUAAUAAUACUAAUAAAGAAGAAGAAGAAGAAACACACAUAGCAAAUGAUCGAUCUAAAUGGGUCAAAACCGAUUCUGAAUAUAUUGUUCUAGAGAUCUAGAUAUGGUUCCAUCAUAACAUUUGAUAAAUUGCAUAUAAGAGACACACUCUUGUUUUCUUGAGCUCCACCAAAAUAAAGAGAGAGGUAUUGGAACACUCCUACAUAUAUAUUAUUGGGAUCAUGGCAAAAGUUGAAGUACUUUCCAAGGGAAAAAAUGGUGACCAAUAUAUAUACAUUUGAAGCAAUUUCUUUCUUUUGUGGAUUGUAUUGCCCCAUCUUUUUUUCGGAAUUGCAAAUUAGUAAAAAAUAGAAAAAUCAAUUGUAAAAUAUAGACAUGCAAGUGAGAUUUGUACUCUGAGUGAGAUUUGUGUACUCUAGAGUAAUUAGAACACAGAAGAGUCACUUACAUUUUCGUACUUUUACAAUUAUUGUCUCUACUUCUUGAUUUGCAAUUUUCUCAUCUUUUUUCAUGGUUGUAUCUGUUUUGUAAUAUGUGAUUUGGUACAACACAUGUUAUGUAAUAUUAUUAUUAUUAUUAUUAUUAU
Messenger RNA from Camellia sinensis, 1644 nucleotides. RefSeq names its product protein NEGATIVE GRAVITROPIC RESPONSE OF ROOTS. The record is from RefSeq and is a predicted model, not a curated record. Gene Ontology annotation, biological process: regulation of growth; gravitropism. NCBI's taxonomy places the organism in Eukaryota, Viridiplantae, Streptophyta, Magnoliopsida, Ericales, Theaceae.